UGGCGGAGUGGCGGUAUCCUAUCACUGAUUAGGACACUGCUCUCCUGUAUUACUUAAAUUUCAAAUAAUUUUUUGAUCAGCGUCAAACUUUUGUUUUUCAAAUCAAUUUGAUCAAUAAUAGUAAAGCUCUGAAGUCUUCUACGCUGCGAUAUUAUCGCAUUCAAAACAUUCAAGUUUAUUCAUCAGCCGCAGUAUUGAUAAGCUGACUUUAUGCCGGUAAUGAACCGACCUUCAUUCAUAAAAAAUAUCUUAUAUUAUUAUUUUACCAACUCAGUUGUUCAUGUUCAGUUAAUAUUAUAUAAAUGCUCGAAAAUUAUUAAUGACUGGAUUGAUCGAUCUGUGUUCUUGAAUUGAUGGUAAAUGGUGAUUGUAUUUCAAUAUUGUCGUCCUUAAAUAACUACAUAUUUUAUCUGGAAGUUACGGUUGUUCAUCAUGUCCUAAUUUUUUUCGCCUCAGUAGUUACCCAAAAUUAGUAAAUCUUGUAUGAUUCAGUUUUCACCAUCAUACGAUAGGUCAUUGAAGUUCAUACGUCGAGAAUCCGAGAUAUUUAGUACCUUACGUGACUGAGCCGAAGAAAAUUCAAAUUGAAAUCACCUUGGGUUGUUCAUAGCCAUCGAACGAACAAAUCUUCGAAAAAGGAAAGCAAAGUCGAUCCAGUCGUUACAAUAUUCUUGUUGUAUUACGUAGCUGCAACUCUCAAGUUUUCAAUUCUGCGGCUAAACCAUUCGAAGGUUCGUUGAUCGAAAAGUGUUGCAACAUUCAACUGUAAAAAUGUUUUCCAUCUGCAAAGGUCACAGACAUCUGUCGAAGCAGUUAUAUUAUUUCCACACUGGUACCACCGUAGAGAUAUUUCCCAAUCUUCGAGGUCGUAAUUACUUCUCAGAAAAAUCGUAUCACGUGCAAGAAACAGAAACAACUGUGCUUUCUAGCUCACAAGAUCAUGUUGAGUUUCCAAAGGUAGUUCGUUACGCUCGUAAUUCUAAUUUGAAACAGGCAUUCCUUAGCUUGUCAAAUAACGCUAAUUUUUCCAAGGAAUUACGUUACAUGCACACGGAAAAUAACCAACAGAAAAUCGUCUGCUUCAAAACACACGCUGAUUUCUCCAAGCAGUUGAAUUCUAUAAUAAAAAACCAAAACUCGACCGAGGAAAUUGGUAAUUUGGUGGAAGAAUGGCUCAUAUGUUUCGAUUCUUUGGACGGAAAUCAAGCUAGUACAAUUUCCGGCACUUUCAAUAGUUUAUUAAGGUGCAAUAUUUUCGGUACCAAAUGGAACUCCAAAUAUCGAGAAAAUUUCAGAACGUUAAUCAUUAAAUUGACUGAGAAAGGAGACCGGUUAUUAGAUCCAAAUAGUCGAGCUCUAUCUAAAUUUAGCUCUUUUCAGGUUGCUAAUAGUUUGAAGGCGUUAUCAAAAUGGGAUGUGUUGAAUAGCAACGUAUGGGGAGGUUGUGUUCAAAUUCGUAACCGGAAAAUUGCCAAGGUAGAUUUAUUCAAAUCUGUGAUUAGUGGUCUGAUAUGUCGAGGAACUUGGAUACUGGAGAAUGAAACAGCCGAUCAAUUUGAUUCUCAAGGUAUCAGUAAUUGUCUAAUUGCUCUAUCUAAAUGGGAUAUUAACGAGUUGGAAGGAUCCCAGAAAUUCGUCAGUCGUUUAGUAAAACAAGGCAUCAAAGUUAUCGAUCAGUUCAAUCCUUUAACUGUUUCAAAGUGCCUGAGUGCUUUGUCUGGGUGGAAUAUAGGCGACUUCGAAGGUGCCAGAGAAUUCAUCGUACUACUGCUUAAACCAGGAAGUUCAACCGAUAAUAGAUUAUCUCCUCUGAGUAUCGCCAAAACGUUGAAUACGAUGUCUAAAUGGGACUUCGAAGAAUUCCAAGGAGCCAAGGAGUUUAUAACUUACUUAAUGAAACAAGGAACUUCGGUGGCUGCUGAAUUCAAUUCCAUGGAGAUCGCACACAGUUUGAAUGCUUUGUCCAAGUGGAACGUUGACGAUAUGCAAGAAGCUAGAGGUUUUAUCGUUUCGUUGAUCAAAUAUGGAGACUCUAUCAUCGAUACAUUUACUUGCCAAGAUAUCAGUAACAGUUUGAAUGCGUUUUGCAAAUGGAAUAUCGAUGAAUUACGCGGUUCCAAAGAGUUCAUCGUUAAGUUAAUAAAACGAGGAAGCUCAAUAGUUGGUGGUUUUGAUUCUCAAGAGAUCGGCAAUAGUUUGAACGCAUUGUCCAAAUGGAAUAUCGAUGAGUUAGACGGAAGUAAACAAUUCAUAGUACAAUUGGUCAGAUGUGGAAUUCUAACAGCUGAUACAUUCGACUCGUUAAAUAUUUCUAGCUCCUUAAACGCCCUUUCGAAAUGGGAUAUCGAUGAAUUCGAAAGAACCAGGGAAUUUAUUACCAGAUUAAUAAAACGCGGCCAUUCGGUAAUUGAUAGAUUCACUUCCCGGCGUAUCGCCAACAGCUUGAAUGCUCUCAGUAAAUGGGAUAUCGAAGAAUUUGACGGAGCCAAAGAGUUUAUCGUAGAGCUACUGAAGCGAGGAAAUAACUCAGUUGGCAGAUUCAAUGCUCAAGAUACUGCAAAUAUCUUGAAUGCUAUGGCCAAGUGGGAAAUUGACGAGUUCGAAGGAACUAGAGAAUUCAUCGUUCGUUUAAUUAAAGGUGAGAAUUCAACAAUCACCGGAUUCGAUUCCCAGAGUAUUAGUAAUUGCUUAAAUGCUCUUUCCAAGUGGAACGUCGAUGAAUUGGAAGGAGCUAAGAAAUUUAUUGCAGAACUGGUCAAACAAGGGAAUCCAAUUUCUGAUGAAUUCAAUUCGCAAGAGGUCGUUAAUAGCUUAAAUGCGCUAUCAAAGUGGAAUAUUGUUGGAAUUCAAACAGCUAGAGAUUUUAUCGUCAAUUUAAUUACUCGUGGAAGUGCUAUCGUUGACGAAUUUGAACCUCAACAUGUUUCCAGCGGUUUGAACUCUGUGUGUAAAUUGAACAUUUUCGAUGGCAAGAAAUGGAAUGAUGAUCAGUUGAAAAACUUUAAACAUUUCGUUAUUAAACUUGCUGAAAAGGGGACUGAAAUAUGCGACGAGUUUAAUUCCAGAAAUUUCGCUGAAAUAUUCGAUGCUUUUUCAAGACUGAAAAUUCUAAGUAACGAAAAAUGGACACCGGAUGAACAGAACUGCUUGAAGAAUUUCCUCAUCAGUCUUUCCAGUCUAGAUUCUUCGUGUAAAGAUUACACUCUUGCGGAGAUUUCAAAAAUAUAUAGAGUGAUAUCUGAUUUGAAUAUUAAUGAUGAAUUCGACUCGAAACAGAUUAAUCAGUUCAAAGAUCUCGUCAAUAAUCUGGAAAACCGACUUCUCACCCUUGAAAAUAAACAGGAUCCGGAGAAACCUGAAGUUAAUAUCAGAUUUGUCGUUCAAAUUAUCGAAAAUUUACCUAAGUUGAGGUCUAAAAAUCUUAUUCUAUCUGAAAAUAGGUUACUGGUUUCGUUAAUGUGUUGUUUAAGCAGUAAUGUGGAGAAUUGCGAAUCUUCUCCUUUGAAGAACGAUUUGACUCGAAGAAGUAUUUUGUUUGGAUUGCACGAUCUUUUGAAAAUAACCAGCGAAUUGGAAGAUAGACAGGUUUUGGUAGGAGCAUUUGAUGAGAGUUUGUCUAAAAUAUACAAUAGGAUAGUUGAAAUUGAUUUGAAUCAUGUUGACGAAAUAGAAGACCUAGUUUAUGAAUUUGAUAAAUUACAAGUAAUUCGAGAUAUGCAGUUUUUGUCUAGGUAAAUGAUUGUUUUUAAGCUGUGACUGUGAUAAUUUAGUUAGGUUUGGAAAUUUCUUUGAUCGAACGUGUUAUUUUUUGAUUUUAAAGGAAUAAGAUUGAAAUAUCAAGCUCAUUGGAUAUGUACAAAAAUGAAGGUUAUUUUCUGUUCUAUUCAAAUUAUUUUUAAUUACUUACCUGUUUUUUAUUUUUAUAGUGAAACUUUCUACCUAUUUUGCUAUUAUUCCAGUGUUCGUUUCGUUGUGUGUGUAUUUUUUUUUUUCGUUUACCUAUUUGUAUUUUCCAUACCUAUGUAAUUUAAUUUUCAAUAAAUCGUUGAAAUCUGAA
Molecule: messenger RNA, 4057 nt
Organism: Planococcus citri (citrus mealybug)
Lineage: Eukaryota; Metazoa; Arthropoda; Insecta; Hemiptera; Pseudococcidae
Exons: 4
Coding region: 772-3735 (987 amino acids)
Biological process (GO): regulation of mitochondrial mRNA stability; mitochondrial RNA processing
Cellular component (GO): mitochondrial matrix; ribonucleoprotein granule
Molecular function (GO): RNA binding
Source: RefSeq, a predicted model, not a curated record